UUAAAAUUGUGCUUUGUUAUGUUACUGCACCUAUGUAAUUGUUUAAAAAAAAAAUUAAAUAAAUGUUUAUGCCAUAUGAACUUUGCUAACCCCAUCGCCAUCAGCCACCGUCAGAAAGACAAGCUUGUCAUGGGUGGUCCUAGUAGCAGAAAGUCCCUCCUUUGCCUUAACUUGGCCACCGCCCAUUUUUCCCACUCUCAAGUCAUCAACUCCAUGAGCGACUCAACAUCCCUCCACUUGCUCGGCGAAUUCAACUCAAUCAACACUGAGCAAGGGGACACAGAGCAAUGAAAACGGUGGGAAAACAAUGUUUGAAGAUAGAAUAGACAAUUUUAAAUGUC
This is a messenger RNA of Rubroshorea leprosula, 341 nucleotides long. Lineage: Eukaryota; Viridiplantae; Streptophyta; Magnoliopsida; Malvales; Dipterocarpaceae. The record is from the annotation of a GenBank genome assembly.